Messenger RNA from Phyllopteryx taeniolatus (common seadragon), 9548 nucleotides. It is a transcript of the gene rnf19a, whose product is annotated as ring finger protein 19A, RBR E3 ubiquitin protein ligase. Bases 5827 to 8436 code for a protein of 869 amino acids. Gene Ontology annotation, biological process: positive regulation of proteasomal ubiquitin-dependent protein catabolic process; ubiquitin-dependent protein catabolic process; protein polyubiquitination. Gene Ontology annotation, molecular function: zinc ion binding; ubiquitin conjugating enzyme binding; ubiquitin protein ligase activity. Gene Ontology annotation, cellular component: ubiquitin ligase complex; cytoplasm. NCBI's taxonomy places the organism in Eukaryota, Metazoa, Chordata, Actinopteri, Syngnathiformes, Syngnathidae. The transcript is spliced from 11 exons. The record is from RefSeq and is a predicted model, not a curated record.
GAUGUGAUUUGAAUUUGUGAAUUUGAGGGCCAACAGUCUUGCCUGCUAGCUGCUCGGCUCACCACCAGUGAUGUGAACCAAGAGUGGCAAACAGUGGGAAGUACUUUGCGGUACUGCUACAGGAUUACGGGUUUUAUGUAUUUUUAUGUAUUUAUUUUUCGUUGUUUUCGGAAGAACGUGUCCUUUCUUCGUCGUCACUGUCCUGAGGAAAAGCAAAUGGCAAGAGAAAGAGACUGGUAACACAGGAAAAAAAGUGGCUCUUAGUCUCUGACUAGUUGGCCACCCCUGCUCUAACCAGUCGGCCACCGUGCUGCCGAUUCCCAAGACUCUUUGGAGAAUAUUGUCUGGACUGACGAGAUGAAGUGGAACUUUUUUGAAAGUGUGCGUCUCGUUACAUAUGACAUAAUCCUGAAGGAGAAUGUUUGUGCAUCAGUUCGUGACUUCAGGUUGAAGCACACUUGGAUUCUGGAGCAGGACAACAAUCCAAAACACACCAGCGAUUCAACUUCUGAAUGGGUUGUUUAAAAUAAAUAAAUAAAUAAAUUAAGGCUUUGAAGUGGCCAAGUCAAAGUUCAGAAUUGAAACUGAUUGAAAUGCUGAUGCAUGACCUUAAAGAGGGCGUUCAUGCUCAGGAAGAGAGAGAGAAAAUAUCUCCACCGAGAUGUGAGAGACUCAUUGCAAGUUAUUGAAAACGCUUGAUUUCAGUUGCUGCUGGUGAGGGUGGCCAAACCAGUUUAGGGGGCAAUUACUAUUUCACACAGGGCCAAGUAGCUUUGAAUAGUUGUUUUUCAUUCAUAAAUAAAAUCAUCUUUAAAAACAGCAUUUUAUGUUUACUUGGGUUAUAUUUGAUAUUUACAUUUGUUUGAUGGUCUUUAACAUUAAAGUGGAGAAACGAUGCAAAAAAAGAAUUUGAGAAGAGGGCAAAUACUUAUUCACAGCACCGCAGUUGCAAUACAUUUUCAGCUGCCCCCCCCCAUUAUUUACUCCUUUGUUGGGCUUUAUUUUACAUUGUAAGUCAAACAACAAAUCAGUCACCUACCCACCAAAUCAUAUCUUUAUUAUUCAAGAUCCCCACUGAUGUUCCCACUGUCCCAAAGAGGCACAGAAUGUGCAUGGAUGCAACAUUACUCAAAGGACAGGAAUGCAGCCAGAGUCAUAACGUCUGGCUAACUACACUGGCUCAGCUGCUGUGUACUUCACUGUUCCCAUUUUUAAGUCCUCAAAGCUACCAUCACUUUGUAUCCCCCUGCCUCGUCUCUAUACCUUACAGUGGAUACAAAAAGUCUACACACCCCUGUUCAACUGCCAGCUUUUUGUGAUGUAAAAAAGUGAGACUAAGUUAGAUAAUUUCAAAUCCUUUUCCAACUUGACGUGAGGUAUAACUUGUACAACCCAAUUGAAAAACAAACUGAAAUAUUUUAAGACCUGUACAACCUAAUCAUAAAGAGAAACUGAAAUGUUUGUAGGGGAAAAAUAAAAACAAAGAAAUUUACAAUAACCUGGUUGCAUAAACAUGCACACCUUCCAACUAAUACUUUGUUGCAACAUCUUUGGCUUUUAUUACAGCAUUGUCUUUUGGGGUCUAUGAGUGUGGCACAUCUUGAUGCGGCAAGAUUUUCAGAAACGCUCCAAAUUUGUUAGAUUGCGAAGGCAUCUCCUGUGCACAGCCUUCUUCAGAUCACUCCCCGGGUGUUCGAUCAUAAUUCAUUGUUUUCAAAACUUAGUAUUUAUUCACCCCUCCUUGAGCCGUCACCGUAUCGUGGUGGAGGGGUUUGUGUGUCCCAGUGAUCCUAGGAGCUAAGUUGUCUGGGGCUUUAUGCCCCUGGCAGGGUCACCCAUGGCAAACAGGUCCUAGAUGAGGGACCAGACAAAGCACAACUAAAAGACCUCCUAUGAUGAGUAAAUUGUUAGAAUCACAUUUUCCUUUGCCCUGACGCGGGCCACCGGGGCCACCCUCUGGACCCAGCCCUGGAGGUGGGGCUCGAAGGAGAGUGCCUGGUUCCCGGGUCCGCACCCAUGGGGCACAGCCCGAAAGGGUAAUGGGGGUCGUCCUUCCCAUGGGCUCACCAACGUGUGGGAGGGGCCAUAAGGGUCAGGUGCAGUGGGAGCUGGCUGGUGGCCGAGGGCAGGGACCUUCGUGGUCAGAUCCCCGGUUAUAGAAGCUGGCUCUGGGGACGUGACAGGGAAGGAGCCUGAGCUGGUGUGGGAGAUUGAAAGUGCUGGCUCAUCUCAUAUGUCAUUCGCUCCUCCGAUUGUUUGGAUGACGCUAAUGAAUCGUCUGCGCCUCGUGUCGACUUAUCUUAUCUCUUGUUCCUCCGAUUGUUUGGGAACAACUGCAUCUUUUUGUCCUUCAGCUGUGUCAACAAGGCCAGUGCUUGCUUUCCGGGCCGCUGAAUAACAGUAAAAAAUGUUGGCAGCUAAUAACUUAACCCCUUCUCUAUUUAGACAGAAAGUGUCUGCCUUGUAAAGAUGUCUGCGCUCCCAAAAAAUGCAGAAACCAGCUCGGUAAUCUGCUGGUGUUGUGUCCUCCCUUUUAUAUGUUGUCCCAUAUCUUUGGGCUUUGGUCCCAGUAAAUUCCAGGGAGAACUGCUGGAUGAUCCAUUACCGUUUCCACAGUCCACAUCCGUCCUCUUUGUUGAGCUAAGUGGCUGUCUAUUAGCACACUUCUGCUCACCAAUUUGAGACAUCGAUAGAUUGGUUUCAUUCCCCGACUGUCCAUUUACAUCCACAUACACUUCAAGCCGCUGGAUUUUCGUUUCCAGGAUUGACAUCCUCUGCAGCAGUCCAUGAUAGUCCUCAGUGGAAAAGGGGGGCAUCUUGACUGCUGGUGUUGUUGCUAAUAGCAGGCUUGUGCUAAUUAGCAGGCCACACUCACGUAAUGGUGAGAGGGUAUCAGAAAAUAUUGGAAUAUGGCAACAGAUGACUGCAUCUAAAAAAAAAAAAAGUACAGUCCCACAGGUUUAAAAAUACCCAGGAGUCGCUGCUUCUAUUUAUUUAUUUUUUGAAAGAAAAACAAGCUUAUCAACAAUAAAAAAUUUAAACAGAGGCGAAGCAAGCAGAUCGAGCAAAAAAGCGUCUAAUUAGACUACAGUUACUUCGUCAAUCAAACAAUAAUUACUUUGGCAUCAUCAAUGUCUCUCACCAAACAGUAAUUUGUAGCUGGUGAUUCAAACAAAGAGCAGUCCAAAUGUGCAUAAGCAUUUAACCGAGACCUUUAUUCCAAUGAAUAGAAGAAAGCGAUUGGGUAGUGAUUGUUUAUUACACAAUGCACAGUGACUGUGCAGUACCAUAAAAGUGCAAAGAAAUGCACGAUUUCACUGUCGCCACACUAUUUGUUAUUGUUCUGAGUAAAAAGUGUAUUUGAUUAUUAUGUUUUUAUUUAACCAUUAAGAAUACAGUUUUACUAGCGUGUUAAACGCGCAAUGGAUUGUGGGUUAAUUAUUCAUACCGAGUGCGCGUUCAUCAAUCGGUCAUGGAGGGUAAGGACUGACUCACUGAAGGACUGAACAAUACUUAGCUUAAAUAAUAUUUGCAAAGAAAAGUGAGAACUCUCAACUUCGUCUGUGAGCUGCUUGAACGCGCUGCACGGCUGAUGUCACGUAGUAAGAAAAAAAGUUUUCUCGCUCUUUGCAUCAAAAUUACUGUGGUGGGAGCAAUGGAGUGUGUGUGUGUGUGUGUGUGUAUGUGUGUGCGUAAAUGUGAAACACACACACAGUUGCUUUCAUGGACCACAAUCGGCAGUAUACUGAGAAUAGUGUGGUUGUUUACGUUUAGGAAUUUACUGUAUUGUGUCGGCAUGUCAAGUCUGCACUAAGUUGCUGAUUUAAUGUGGCUUCAACUACACUAAUAUUUAAGUUAUUGGUUCAUGUUGAAAACAUGAUUCUGUCACUUGUGUGGCGUACAUUACCAAGUAAUGCGUACAGUUAAAAUAAUGGGACUAAAGGUUGAUUUUGUUUGGAGGUAGCACCUUUUAUUCAUGUUAUGUUCAGUGACAGUUUUGUUAUUACAAACUGUAUUAAUUCCAGAGUAUUUCAUUUAUUUAUUUCAUUCAUCUUAAAUGGCCAAACAUUUGAAAUAUUUUAUUAAGAUGUAUUAAGGGCUGUGUUUAAAUUUCUAUUUUGAAUUUUGUCAGUCAUUUGAUUGUUCAUUUUGUUGAAGGGGCAAAAAAUAAUCAAUUAAAAUUGGAAUAAAAAAAAAAUAAUAGUGAUAGCUCCCAACCGAAGGUUGUGGGUUUGAGCCCUAGCCCUUGUGACCAUGUCGAAGUGUCCUCGAGCAAAAUACCAAACACCAAGUUGCUCCUGAUGCUGUGUCAUCAUUAGGUGAAUUAGGAGACAGUUUUAAAGUCCUUUGAGUACCUUUAAGGUUGAAAAGUAAAAGUCCAUUUACCAUUUAUUUUAAGGCCACAUCGCCCAGGCCUGGUGUUAUUGGGAAUGUGUGAAAAGAGAUGGGUGUUGGGGUUAUCACACAAAUUGGAUUAGGAAAUGGGUUUUUGGGUUUCACGUAGCUCUUAUAAACAAUGAACAAUGGCAAAGAGAACUGUCAGUGCUUGCUUUGUCCCCAGUAAACCCAGAGUGCCAGAGGAGACAAAUUUUGAUAACGGGUCCGACUCGAAAUGGUCGCGCCCCAAGAAAGGCAGGAAAUUCUGUUUUUGGGAUGAGUGGCUGCAUAUCACUGAUACAGUGAAAAUGAGAAUAAAUGUGAACAUUUAAUUUACAAGUCAAUUUAUAGUGUUGGCCCCUAAAACUGUAAGUUAGGGGCCACUGUGCUCCUAGUAACAAGUUAGUCUGGAGCCCUGGCCUAGAAGCGCCUAUUAUGUUCGCCAACUCGCUGCAGAGGUCCUCAAGUAUUUUGGGAUCAAAGUAUGUGGUAUAUUUCUGUUUAAACUCAUAUCCUGCCAACCAUUUCUGUACCGCAUAUCCCCAUUUAGGACAUGGGUGUGCUGGAGCCGAUCCCAGUUGACUUCAGGUGAGAGGCGGGGUACACCUGGGACUGGUUGCGAGCCAAUCAUAGACUAUUAAUAUAGGCAGUUAUGAAUAUUAUUAAGAGGGGCCUCAAUUACUCAUUACUUUUUAACUAUUCGCAGCAGUGCUCAGCCCCUAUCUCCACAAAAGGGUUUACUAUAAUACAGGAGUGUCAAACUCUUCUUUGCCGCAGGCCACAUUGUAGUUAUGGUUUCCUGGGCUGUUAUGACUGAAACCAUGUUUAAUCGCCUCAUCAUAGUAUGACAUAUACAAAACAUAUUGCUGGAUAACUAGUUUUGGAAUCACAAGUCAAGGAUAGUUUGUCCAGCUAUUGUUUCAAGUUGCUGUAAAAGGGAUUUGCUAACAAAAAAAAGGCUUGCAAUAUCUCAACGCUAAUAAUUUUAAAUUUUGCUACAGAUUUGAGCAAGAAUCAUGGAAGUUGACACAAGUUUCUUUCACGGAAUUCGCGGGCCACAUGUGGCGGGCCAGAUCUGGCCCCCGAGCCUAGAGUUUGACACCUGUGCUGUAAUGUAUUAACACAGUUUUGUCUCUCACUCCUCUCUUAUAAUUUAUUUUUCUUGCUAGGUUGUGUUGCAGCUGUUUCUGAUCAAGUGACCACUUUUCCGCAAUCAUCCGACUAUUAGAUGUGACCUCGAGGUUGAUCAGGACAAGCCACCAUGUCUUGAGUACAGAAGGGCCCUCUGGAGCCCUCUACCUUCACCCUGGACCACCUUCCCCCUCCCCUAUCCAUCACCUUAGCCCUUCUCCCAGCCCCACUCAACUCCAUGAUCUCCGUGGGCAUGUGAGGAACAGGCUUCCUUGCCCUGGACCCCCACUGGCCCACCCCUCUGGUUCUCCUAGAGAGAUGAGCCUGCCUAAGCACCAUCAGUUUGGUAGUGGUAGUGGCAGGGUAAUGGGCUCCGACAGGGAUCUGCAAUCCACUGCCUCCUCCAUUUCCCUGUCCUCUGUGAAGAAGGCUCCCAAGAAAAGGCGCCUAUCCCUGGCUUCUCUUUUUAGAUGGCGAGGACGGGAGGCCAAAUCAGUUCGCCGAAAGUCUCGAGAGCUGCAAAACCCUGGGCCAGGUGGGCUUACAGGAGUGGAUGGUAUUGCAAGCAUUGACAGCAUCCACUCCGAGAUGUGUUAUGAUAAGACCUCUGCCUUUUUCACUGUGGCUGGGACCGGGGCUCCCUCUGCUGCUUUUGUUGCUGCCUCCACCUCAUUUGCCUCGGGACCUUGUGUAUCUGCUACCACCCCCUCUCCUUCCAGGCUGAGGAGUAGAGUGGGGAUGGAGCUUUUGGAGUGCCCCCUGUGCCUUCUUCAACAUUCUAAGGAGUGUUUCCCUGACAUCAUGACUUGUCAUCACCGGUCUUGCAUUGACUGUCUACGGCAGUACCUGCGCAUUGAAAUCUCAGAGUCACGUGUCAACAUUAGCUGUCCUGAGUGCUCGGAGCGUUUCAACCCACAUGACAUCUGCAUGAUUCUUGGUGACCGGGGACUAAUGGAGAAAUAUGAAGAGUUCAUGCUCAGAAGGUGGUUGGUGGCUGACCCUGACUGUCGUUGGUGUCCGGCGCCCGAUUGCGGGUAUGCAGUUAUUGCCUUUGGUUGUGCGAGCUGCCCCAAAAUCACUUGUGGGAGGGAGAGUUGUGGUACCGAGUUCUGUUAUCUUUGUAAGCAGCUGUGGCACCCCAACCAAACCUGUGAUGCAGCACGACAGCAGAGAGCCCAAAGCCUUCGCCUGAGGACAGUUCGCUCAUCAUCCCUCAGCUCCAGCCAAGAGAGUGGAGUGACAGCUGAUGACAUCAAGCCAUGCCCACGCUGUGCUGCUUAUAUCAUCAAAAUGAAUGAUGGCAGCUGUAACCACAUGACCUGUGCUGUCUGCGGCUGUGAGUUCUGCUGGCUUUGUAUGAAAGAGAUCUCAGACUUGCAUUACUUGAGUCCGUCAGGCUGUACCUUUUGGGGGAAGAAGCCAUGGAGCAGAAAGAAGAAGAUUCUUUGGCAAUUGGGAACACUUGUUGGUGCCCCUCUUGGCAUUGCACUGAUCGCUGGCAUAGCUAUCCCUGCAAUGGUUAUUGGCAUCCCUGUAUAUGUGGGAAGAAAGAUUCACAAUCGUUAUGAAGGUAAAGAUAUCGCCAAAUACAAGAGGAAUCUCGUGAUUGCAGGUGGCGUGACACUGUCUGUCAUUGUGUCUCCUGUGGUUGCAGCAGUCACUGUUGGCGUUGGAGUUCCCAUUAUGCUUGCAUAUGUGUAUGGUGUGGUGCCCAUCUCGUUGUGCCGGAGUGGGGGCUGUGGUGUCUCUACAGGCAAUGGAAAAGGUGUUCGGAUAGAAUUUGAUGAUGAGAAUGAUAUGAAUGUCGCCACUGGGACAGUAGCCACUGAUUCAACAUUUGUGAUAGACACGAGAAACAAUCCCAGUGUCAGUGAAGGCAGUGUUGCUGGUCUGACAGGCAGUUUUAGCGCCAGUGGUAGCCAAAUGGACAGACUUGGGGCCCUCAGGGACAAUCUGAGUGAGACAGCAUCCACCACAGCCCUUGCUGGAGCCAGCAUCACUGGCAGCCUCUCUGGCAGCGCCAUGGUUCACUACCUAAGCAGGUUGGAAGUCCAAGCUGAUGUGCAAAAGGACCAUUGCAGUCUCAGCGGUGAAUCUGGUACUGUCAGCCUCGGAACAAUUGGCGACAAUGCAAGCACUAAAGCGAUGGCUGGAUCCAUUCUUAAUGCUUACAUUCCCCUUGACAGAGACGGGAACAGUAUGGAAGUUCAGGUGGACGUUGAAUCCAAACCUGCCAAACUGCGGAACCACAACGGCAGCAUGGACGACAGCAGCCACAUGGGCCGCUGUGGGUGGACCUGCCCCUCUAACGACUGUGGGACCUCGGAAGGCCGAGGAACAUACACCAAGUGCCCGUCAUCGACCAUCUCAGGAGGCAAAAAGUGCAAAGGCAAACUGCACAAGAAGGGAGACAGAGGCACAAAGAUCAACGAUAUGAGGGAGGACAUGGUUGCUCAGCUUUUGGAGCAGUAUAGCACCACCUCCUUGGAGUUUGACUCUCUUUCUCUGAGCGGCAGCCUGCCCUCCGUUUCAGACUCCCACUCCAGCCACUUCUCCGAGUUCAGCUGCUCAGAUCUGGAGUGCAUGAAAACGUCAUGUAGCCACUGCUCCGGCGGAGGCGACUCCCACACGCGCUUCGCCACCGUCAGCCCCUUACCCGAGGUGGAGAACGACCGGCCGGAGACCUGCCCCCCUUCAAGGACCACAUCCAAGGUUCCCCGGUCGCCUACCUCCUCCCCGGCUCACGUUGCAGAGCUAUCCGCUCUCAGCCUCAUCACAGAGGAAAAUGUCACUUUGGUGUGUCCAGCUGACCGGGACGCUCAGAAAUACACUGCACAGCUAAUAAAAGAAACCAACAGUAAUCCGCACCUACCACAACAUAGCACUCAAACCCAGCACAAGAACCCAUGUAUACAGACUGGCAUAUGAAAUAUCUACCACAAGUGCUUCAUACAGUAGACACUCAGUUUUGUCCAUCAUCAGUCUUAUCAAAAGUGUAGUUCAUGGAAAAAAACAAAAACCUUUGACUAUAAGGAGCCUUGCAUGUCAACUGGCUGCAAAUUGCUUUGUCAUCAUUGGUGGAAGGAGGUAGACCAUUUAUUUUGGUCUGUGGAGGUUUGAGAUGAAACCACUGUGCCAGUUUGGAUAACAUUUGUAGUCUGUGUGUGAGGUGGUGGUGCUUGGAGUUUUUCAGGUUUCUCUGGAGGCCGUGGUUGAGAAGAAAUGGAGUCAGUUUUACUUGGAUUGAUAAAAUUCCAUGGAGAAGAGUUUUGGAUUGUUUGGUCCUGCCUCACUCAGUAAGAAGAGAGUGUUUUAAUCUUUUUUUUCUUUUUUUUUCCCCCCCACUCAUGGUGCCUUUAAAAGCAGUUUGUGUUCUCUGAGUGUGUCUUUCGCGCUCUCUCCACUGUGUCUUAAGAACCCAAGAUAAUGACCCAUUCGAUACUGCAGAACGUAAUAACCAACAUACUGAGGCACGGGAAACAUGGUAAAUGAAGACGUGGCAAUUGCCUACCAAAGACAGCACUCAGGCUCUUGCUAAUCUAACAUCUUUGACUUCUCACCAGUAGACUCACGUUGGUGCAGGAUUUUUUUUUACUUUUUUUUUUUUUUUUACAGCAUUGUACUGCAUACUGCGAUUUCAUAAACGUUUUCCUGUAAUAUUGUUGAUCUGCAAGGUUCAGCGACAUACUGCAUACUGAGUUGUCUUCAGUGUUAAUUUUCCUUCACAGUUGUGUUGCUACACAGACUGGGGGUAAAAUGGUAUUUCUUACACAGCCGUUUCAGCUGUGCUUCUGCUCACUGGCUGUGUCAUUUAGGUGGAUGCAGUCGACAUUGUUUUGACCCAGGUCUGUUACUGAAUGAACACUUUUUCGUUCUGUUGGAUAAAGCUAUGUGCCACCUUUUUUUCUGUUUAUCACAAAAACUGGCCCUGACUUCACACUAGUGCCAGAUAAGAGUUGUGGAGCGUAUUCGAUUAGUCAUUUGCUUUAUUACGUGUGUAAAUGCAUAAAAUAAAAAAAUAAAAACUACGUUUGGUUCUA